Messenger RNA from Ornithodoros turicata, 2027 nucleotides. Its product is annotated as pseudouridine-5'-phosphatase-like. NCBI's taxonomy places the organism in Eukaryota, Metazoa, Arthropoda, Arachnida, Ixodida, Argasidae. The record is from RefSeq and is a predicted model, not a curated record. Gene Ontology annotation, molecular function: phosphatase activity. The transcript is spliced from 4 exons. The coding region runs from base 43 to 735 and encodes 230 amino acids.
CCGCCCGAUGCAAAGGGAAGGCCGUUAUCCAUCCGUCCAUCCAUGGCGUCGUUCAGGCCGGUAACGCAUGUGCUCUUCGACAUGGAUGGGCUUUUAUUAGAUACAGAAAAAUUAUACACGAAAGCGAUUGAGGAUGUGGCACAACGAUACGGCAAGCAUUACACUUGGGACAUGAAAGUGCAAGUGAUGGGCACAACGGGUGUUGACUCUGCGAGGAAGGUGGUGGACCUUCUGCAGCUCCCGAUAGAACCUCCAGAACUCGUAACAGAGUUGGACAAAUUAUACCUCAAGUUUUUUCCCACGGCGGAACUCAUGCCCGGUGCCGACCGACUAGUACGACACUUACACAGGCACAAGGUUCCCUUCGCAAUAGCGACGAGCAGCAAGCGUUCCUCUUUCCAACUCAAGAGCUCUCGACACAAAGACUUUUUUGCAUUGUUUCAUCACACCACGUUGGCUUCGGAGGAUCCGGACGUCAAACAUGGCAAGCCUGCACCCGACGUAUUUCUUGUAAGCGCAAGAAAGUUUGAGGAGAAUCCUGCACCGGCGCAGGUCCUUGUGUUUGAAGACUCACCGAAUGGCGUGGAGGCUGCGCUAGCUGCUGGAAUGCAAGUCGUGCUCGUACCGGAUCCUCGUUUGGACGAGAACUCACGCAGGCGUGCAACAUUGUGCUUAGCCAGUUUGACGGAUUUUAAGCCCGAACUCUUCGGCCUGCCACAGUUCAACGAUUGCUAGUGGGGCCCUGCCCAGCACCACGAGGGUGCAUCGUCGCAAACGGGACCAGCACUUUAUGCAUGGUGUAUGUUGCCAAGUGCCCACAAGACUCUGAGUGCAAUCAACAAAUGCACAAAAUACCUGAAACAAAAUGGCACUAAAGUUGUUAUGUGGUUGGCUGCACGGCAGUGCUAGUGUUACUUUUUCCAGAGAAAUACCUGUUUUAUGCGGAGGGGCACUGUUAGAUUGAAACCGUAUGUUUAGAGUUAGGUGUGGGAUAAAAAAAUUGCUCAUCAGUGACAAGUUUUAUUGAAAAGAGAGUCACUGCUGGAAUGACACAAAAGGAUGCACUUUGCGAGAUAAGACUCUUCUUUAUUUACGUUUAUAUUAAUAUUUAUACUGUAUGUAUACUAUGUAUACUGUAUGAGCUACCUAGCAAUACCUGGCACCUUAAGAAGGUGCAGUUGAGUAAUUUGAAUGGUAGCACAAAACUCAGACAUUUGUCAUUGUGUUGAUUUGGACAAUACAAGGAGGGCAAGAAAAAGCAAUGAAUGGAAAAUGUGUGAGAGUUCCCAGCCUAACAUGUAAUACAACAUGUGGAAAAAAUAUUUGGCAGUAGUUCAUAAUAUUUGACCCUGUGUACUACAAAAUUCUGUUCUGUUACCAUAUUUACUCACAUAAUUGCUCUACCCACUCCAUGAUGCUGCAUUUGUUGAUAAAAAAAAAACUGUUAUUAUUAACUAUGCAAGUAAAUACGGUAUUCCUCAUUUUUACUGAAAUGCAGAGUUUGGGAAAUCACUGUGAGAGUAAAUACGGUAUUCCUCAUUUUACUGAAAUGCAGAGUUGGGGAAAUCACUUUUACUUUAUGGUGCAUUACCAUUGCUCAUUACAGCGUGUUCAAAAAUAAUACAUUACGUUACUCGUUACCCUUUCCUACUCGGUAUGGUAUCUCACUGCUAGUGCCACUGUUUUAUUCAAGUAAUGACAUUACUUUGGCAUUCCAUUUUCCCAUAGGUCUCUAAUACAGUCCCGUGUGGUAUAUGAAAUGCAUGCUCUGAAGAGACGUGAUCAAAUGUAGGCAUUUUUCUUAUUUCAAAAUGAGUGAUAAUAUAUGUAGCAUACAAAGAAUCCCCUAUUUUCAAAAGCAAGCAUAUAAUAUAUUUUUUGUUGUUUGAUACAAGGGCGCUUUAUCUGGACAAAUGAGAACUGUACAGAGAUAAGUAAACGUUAUUUCAUUUCAAAAAUACUGCAUUACAGUUGAGGAAACAGUAUUUAAUAUGAAAAUAAAAAUCCAAAAGUUCAUUACCUCGUUA